GCGAUCUGAUUGGCUGUUCAGCGUGUUUCUGAUUUCUGCAGGCUAACUCUAGCCCUGUUCUUGUUUUGUAUUGAAACUCACACGUGAAGUUCUUCAGUUUUAGCGUUCCAAACUUCAAGAAUGGUAUGUUUAUUAUUCUUUUUACAGUUUCUGCCAGUGAAUGUUGCCCUGAGGAAUGCAUGACGGAGAGAGGCCGAGACUCGCAUUCUGAGUACAUUUUAGGUGUGACUUACAUUUUAACAGAACCAUCGCAGAAAUGAAUUUGGCUCUUAACUUCUCCAGAAAAAGAAAAUGUGAUCAUAAAAGUGCUCCUCAGUCGGACCUCCAAGUGAAACACAAAAAAGCUGUGUUUGAGUGGAUUAAAGGUUUAGAGGAUGAGGUUCCUGCAGCAGAUGCCAAUUGGGAGAAUGGAUACACCGAGCUAGUAGUGGGUAAACGACACCGCUCUUGCAGUGCUCACAGUUCGCUUCAGCACGUGGCAGAUGGGAACAGCCUUUUAUGGGACGAAACAAUAAGGAAGUUAUAUAAGCAAAUAAGUAUUCACCAGAUUUUUGAAAAAGAUCCCCGUGAUGACACUCAACCAUGCACUGUUCUGCUUAGCGGAGCAGCUGGAAUUGGGAAGUCGACUGCAGUACAUAAAAUUCUGUUUGACUGGGCCAGAGACGCACAGUACAAGAAAUUCAAGUAUGUGUUUCUGUUUAAAUUUGGGGAGCUCAACCUUCUAGAAGAAGAAGAGGCAGAGAUGUCUUUGGUCAGACUCAUUAUGAGGUAUUACAAACACCUUAAUGACUCGGACCUUGUGAUGAGGGAAAUCUUGCACAUGCCAGAGUCUGUCUUGUUUAUAUUUGAUGGCUUGGAUGAGUACAAGUACCAACUGAACUUUGCACAAAGGACACUGUGCUUAAACCCAGAAGCCCCCUAUCCUGUUCACAUCCUGAUUAUCAGCCUGCUGUGUGGCGAGUUACUGAAGAAGUGUUCAGUCCUGAUAACAAGUAGGCCAUCCGCUCUGCAGUCUCUUUACGUGGACGGAUUUGAUCGAUUUGCAAAAGUUCUUGGCUUCUUCCCUGAGCAACAGAAGAUGUAUAUUCAGAAGUUUUUUGCUAAUACAGUUCAGAGCAACAAGGCUAUUAAAUAUGUGCAACAAAAUGCUAUGCUUUCUUCAGUGGUCCACAUCCCAUUUUACUGCAGAGUUAUCUGCUGUGUGCUACUGGACCACUUCACUGUAAUUACAGGAGACAAAAACGCUCCUCUUCCUCAAACUAACACUGAACUAUUGGUAAUGUUUCUGUAUAGCAUUCUGUCCUGUCACAGUGAAGAACCAGAGGAAAAGAAGUGCAUGCUGGUAAAACUCGGGAAGAUGGCGUAUUACGGAUUGUCCAAGAAGACAAGUGUCUUUUAUGAAAAGUAUGAGAUUAGUAGUUAUGAUCUCCAGUCAUCGCUGUCCUGUCCUGCUAACUCCGAUUUCCUCCUUGAAAUAUUAAAGCGAGAAAACACACUCGAGCACACAGCAUACAAAUUUUUGAAUGUCACCAUGCAGGAGUUCAUGGCCGCUUGCUCCUUUUUCCUUGAUCCCCCAGAGGACAUUGAAAACCUGUUUGUAAAACUAGAUUCCUGUGAAAAUGGAGACUAUGAUAUUCUUACUCAGUUCCUGGCAGGACUGGCCAAUCUAACUGUCACUGAAAAGCUGGAAGGAGUUUUGAAAGAGUUUCAGAGGAAGACAGCCGAAAGGAUCCUGGAGUGGGUAAAGGAGAAAGCUCAAACCGCUCUUCAGGGUGGAGAUAAAAAUGAACAGAUGAAAGCGUUUACCUGUCUGGCUGAGACUCAGAAUAAGGAAUUGAUAAGAGACUUGAUUGGAAAGGAUUUCAAAUUGGAUUAUACUCCUGCAGCAUUAAAUCCUCUGUAUUAUUCUGUACUUAAUACGGUUAUCAGUUGUUGUGGAGAAGUGGAAGAACUAAAGUUUUCUCAUUCAGAUAUGUCACUGUCAGCUCUGAAACAGAUGUUGCCAGGACUCAGCCUGUGUAAGCGUGUCAUUAUGUGGUCAUGCAAUUUCAAAUCUGAAGGCUGCAAGGCUCUGUCAUCGGCGAUCUGUGCAAGUGAUUCACGUGUGACCGAGCUGCAUCUGGAUGGCAGUUCAGUGCAAAGUUCGGGAGUGCAUGAGCUGUGUGAGGGGCUGACAAAGCCAAAUAGUAAAGUACAGAUUCUGGGGUUGUGGUCAUGUAAUCUCCGGUCUGACUGUUGUAAGGAUCUCUCCUUGGCCCUUAGUGCAAAAUGCUCAAGCUUGACUAAGUUGGUGCUGGUGGGCAAUACACUGGGAGACUCGGGUGUACAUCAUUUGUGCGAAGGUCUGAGAAGUAUGAACUGUAAAUUGCAGCACCUGUGUCUGAGCUCCUGUAGUCUCGCCUCCAAAUCCUGCCAGUCUCUCUCAUCAGUUCUUUCUGUAGCACAUUCAAGUCUAUUAGAACUGGAGUUAAGUGGAAAUCAGAUUGCGGAUGCAGGAGUGCGUGCUCUGUGUAAGGGGUUGAAAAGUCCAAACUGUAAAUUGCAGAAGCUGAACCUGACCUCAUGUAAUCUUACCUCCAGUUGUUGUGAGUCUCUCUCCUUGGCUAUCAGCACACAACACUCGUGCCUUAAAGAAUUGCAGCUAUGGGACAAUGCACUCGAGGAUUUAGGUGUGAAUAUUUUGUGUGAUGGCCUAAAAAACAGCAAGUUGGAAAACUUAUGGCUGAGGUCUUGUAGCCUCACAUCUACUUGCUGUUCGGCUCUCUCGUCCGUUCUCAGUCAAGAAAGCUCACAGCUGACUGAACUGGAGCUCUCAUCCAACCAACUGGGAGAUAGAGGGGUGGACCUGCUAAGUGAGAGCCUGAGGAACCCAUAUUGCAAGUUAAAGAAAUUGUGGCUAGGUGAAAACGGAGUCAGCGAAGUUCAGAAGAUAAUCCUGGAGUCCCUCAGGGAGGAACUGGACCAAUCUGGACGACACACCUGCAUCUAUAAAUGAGCACACCGCUGCCGCUCUUAUAAGCCUCAGUCCAUUUGUGUACGUCAUCUUCGCAGAACCUGUUGAUGUAUAAUUCAACAUUACCACAUGAAUAAUCCCAGCAUCCUCAAGUAAAGUAAAAAGCGUAACCGACAACAGAAGGCAGUUGCUUUUACAAAUUUCUCCCACUUGUUCGAAUCUUUUAUUCUUGCGAUGAAGGAUCUGACUGAAGUGGGUUCAGAAAGUUGUCGGGCAUGACCUUCAGUUUGUAAUAGCCACACAGAAAGAAUAAGAAUGAGGGUUUCUUCACCUUAUAAAGAGUGUUGAAAUAAAGAAUUUUGAUUGAAAU
Polypterus senegalus (gray bichir) is the source of this 3323-nucleotide messenger RNA. Its product is annotated as NACHT, LRR and PYD domains-containing protein 3-like. The transcript has 9 exons. Gene Ontology annotation, molecular function: protein binding. NCBI's taxonomy places the organism in Eukaryota, Metazoa, Chordata, Cladistia, Polypteriformes, Polypteridae. The record is from RefSeq and is a predicted model, not a curated record. Bases 257 to 2995 code for a protein of 912 amino acids.